AUGUCGAAACUCUUGUCGUUGUUGUUGUUGCUGGUGAUUGCUCUGAGUGCUAGCUGCGUGACAGCUAAGCCCGACCAAGUGGCCGUAGCUGCGCCUGUUGCUGCUGCUCCAGUUGUUGCUGCUGCYCCGGUUAUUGCUGCCGCCCCAUACACUGCCGCAGCCGCAGCCGCACCGCCCUAURCCGCUGCCUAURGUGCGCCCUACGCYGCAUAUUCAGCACCCUACGCGGCAUACACUUCAGCGUACGCUGCACCCUACUCAGCGGCAUACACUGYCGCCUACACGAACGCUCCAUUCAACUCUGCGGUCGCCAGCCAACGCGUGGAUAUACAAAGCAAUUACUACGCAACACCACUGAUAGCUGCUGCGGCACCUGCCAAGUUGGUCGCACCACCUGCUCCCAUUGCUGCGGCAGUUCCGGCUCCUGCUCCUGCCCGUUUUGUUGCGCCGGCCGCCGCCUACCCUGCCGCCGUGUCAGCGGCUUACACAGCUCCUUAUGCCCCCAUUGCCGCAAACGGUGUGCCAGCCGCUUAUACUGCUCCUUACAUCGCUCCAUCCGUCGCUGCCGUAGCUCCAGCUAACUAUGUCGCUCAUGCGGCUGCGGCUGUGGCUCCAGCUCCAGCUCGUUACGUUGCCCCCGCCGCUCCGGUAAUAGGUGCCCCAGUUGCUGCUGGCCCAGCCAAGCUGGUUGCACCAAGUGUUGUUGUCUGA
Molecule: messenger RNA, 711 nt
Organism: Bactrocera latifrons
Lineage: Eukaryota; Metazoa; Arthropoda; Insecta; Diptera; Tephritidae
Product: vitelline membrane protein Vm26Ab-like
Exons: 2
Coding region: 1-711 (236 amino acids)
Source: RefSeq, a predicted model, not a curated record